AAAAAAAAGAAAGGUUCUAACCUUUAUUAUUUUUAACAUCGUUUCAUACUAAAUAUAAAAAUAUAUAUAUAUAUUUUUUUUGUAACCAUGAAAACUAUGAAACUUGUCUUCUUCUUUAUAAUCCUUCCUGCAGUCAUCAUUAAUGCUGAACCUUUAUUUAGUAUAAAGUUGUCCAAGUCUCCUUCCACGAAUAUUGAUGUUUAUGAUUAUGCAAAGUAUACGAAAAAAGCUGCUUUAAAUAAAUAUUCAAAAUUAAAUUCAAAAAAUCGUCGCAGUCUUUAUCGUAGAGCUUCAAAACAGGAUACAGUUAUCUUAAAAGUUGAACAAAAUGAUAUUGGAUAUUAUGGAAAACUUACUAUCGGAAAUCAGGAUUUUAAUAUGAUUUUAGAUACUGGUUCAUCAAAUCUUUUUGUUCCAAAUAAGGAUUGUAUUUCAAUUACUUGUACAAAUCAUAAUAAAUUUGAUUCUGCAAAAUCAAAAACUUUUAAAAUUGCAGGUAAUCCUUGGUCAAUUAAAUUUGGUAUCGGUUCUGCUUCUGGUAUUACUGGAAUUGAUGAUAUUAAAAUUGGUGAUUUUGUUCUUAAACAACAAAUUUUUGGUCUCGCAAAUGAAAUUUCUGAUGAUAAUGCAAAUUUUGUUCCUGAUGGGAUUAUAGGAUUGGCUUUUGAUGAUUUAAAUACUAUGAAUACUUCAACUUUAACAUCAGCAUUAGUUAAAAAAAAUGAAAUUAAACCAAUAUUUAGUUUUCAUCUUUCUCAUGCUUUAGAUUUUGAUGAUCAAGGAACAUUUACUUUGGGUGGAGUUGAUGAAUCUAAAUUUACUGGUAAAAUUAAUUUUAAUAAAGUUAUUUAUCCUACUUCUGCUACAUUUGGUCUUUGGCAAAUAAAUAUAGAUGAUGCAAUUGUUGAUAAUCAACCAAUUUCUUUUAUUGGAAGAAGUGCAAUUAUUGAUACUGGAACUUCAAAUAUUUUAAUGCCUGAAAAUGAUGCUGCAAGUGUUCAUAAUUUAAUUCCAGGUGCAAAAUAUGUUACUGAUUCUAAAUUAUAUAUUAUUCCAUCAAAUUCAACUACUAUAAUUUCUUUUAAAAUUGGUGGUAUUGUUUAUCCUAUUCAAUCUAAAGAUUUAUGUAUAUCACCAGUAGAUUCAUUUCAUUGUAUUUCAACCAUAUUACCUAUAGAAAUUUUAGAUGCUAAUACUUGGCUUAUUGGUGUACCUUUCUUAAAAAAUGUUUAUUCAGUAUAUGAUAUGAAAAACAAGAGUGUUGGAUUUGCAACCUCUUUAUAAAACAAUAUAAAUGAUUAGAACAAUUUUAAUAACUGAAUAAACUUUUUUUUUUAAAAAAAAAUAAUGUAUUUCAGUAUUAGAUUUAAUAAAUCUUUACUAAAA
Messenger RNA from Rhizophagus irregularis DAOM 181602=DAOM 197198, 1386 nucleotides. RefSeq lists its product as uncharacterized. The record is from RefSeq and is a predicted model, not a curated record. Gene Ontology annotation, molecular function: aspartic-type endopeptidase activity. Gene Ontology annotation, biological process: proteolysis. Lineage: Eukaryota; Fungi; Glomeromycota; Glomeromycetes; Glomerales; Glomeraceae.